Molecule: messenger RNA, 933 nt
Organism: Rhopalosiphum maidis (corn leaf aphid)
Lineage: Eukaryota; Metazoa; Arthropoda; Insecta; Hemiptera; Aphididae
Gene: RpS6
Product: 40S ribosomal protein S6
Exons: 4
Coding region: 145-900 (251 amino acids)
Biological process (GO): translation
Cellular component (GO): ribosome
Molecular function (GO): structural constituent of ribosome
Source: RefSeq, a predicted model, not a curated record
GAAGGCAUAACCUCACUUAUCAAUAUUUUCCGUGGACCGUCUCUCAAAACAUUUUGCUUACCUUUUUGUUUCCAGUGUCAAUUCGUAAAAUGUUUUAUGGUAUUUAAUUUUUGGAUUGUGUUCGGCCAUUAACCAGGAUUCAACAUGAAGUUAAAUGUAUCAUAUCCAGCAACAGGCAGUCAAAAGCUGUUUGAAAUUGUAGAUGAGCACAAGUUACGUGUAUUCUAUGAAAAACGUAUUGGCACCGAAGUUGAAGUUGAUAUACUCGGUGAUGAAUGGAAAGGUUAUGUGCUUAAAAUAUCUGGAGGCAAUGACAAACAAGGAUUUCCAAUGAAACAAGGUGUUCUCUCUAAUGUCCGAGUGCGCCUAUUGUUAUCUAAGGGACAUUCAUGUUACCGCCCUAGAAGGGAUGGUGAACGUAAGAGGAAAUCUGUGCGUGGAUGUAUUGUUGAUUCCAAUCUUAGUGUUUUGUCAUUGGUUGUUGUCAAAAAAGGAGAAAAGGAUAUUGCUGGAUUAACAGACACAAAUGUCCCAAGACGUCUUGGGCCUAAGCGUGCAAACAAGAUCCGUAAGUUGUUCAAUUUGCAAAAAGAAGAUGAUGUACGUAAGUAUGUCAUUAAAAGACCUUUGGCAAUUAAGGAAGGAAAGACAAAACAACAUUUUAAGGCCCCAAAAAUCCAACGUCUCAUUACUCCUGUCCGUCUCCAGCGUAAACGUCAUAAUUUGGCAUUAAAGAAGAAGCGUUGCUUAAAACGUAAAGAACAGGCUACUGAAUACGCCAAGCUUCUUGCACAUAGACAAAAGGAAAAGUUGGCAAAGAAACGUGCUGAACAAAGCCGUAAACGUACUAUGUCUCAAUCAUCUGUUUCUAGUUCUGGCACAAAGAGCAGUAAAAAAUAGAAAUGGUUAAAUAAAACAUUUUUUUUAUCCAUA